Messenger RNA from Podarcis raffonei (Aeolian wall lizard), 5226 nucleotides. RefSeq names its product SOS Ras/Rac guanine nucleotide exchange factor 1 (gene SOS1). The transcript has 22 exons. The record is from RefSeq and is a predicted model, not a curated record. Gene Ontology annotation, cellular component: plasma membrane. Gene Ontology annotation, molecular function: guanyl-nucleotide exchange factor activity; protein heterodimerization activity. The coding region runs from base 184 to 4143 and encodes 1319 amino acids. Gene Ontology annotation, biological process: positive regulation of GTPase activity; Ras protein signal transduction. NCBI's taxonomy places the organism in Eukaryota, Metazoa, Chordata, Lepidosauria, Squamata, Lacertidae.
UGGGUCCCUCCGUCGCCGCCGCCGCUGCCACCACCCCUGGCGGCUCCCGCUGCUGCCUCUGCCCUCCUCCGGUUCCGGGUGUCGCCCGCCGCCGCUCCGGGCCCCGGAGCACCGCCGAGCGGCUCGUCCCCAGCAGUGACUGCCGCCGCUUCCCCUCACAGGGCGCGGGACGGCGCGGGCAGGAUGCAGGCGCCGCCGCUGCAGUACGAGUUCUUCAGCGAGGAGAACGCGCCCAAGUGGCGGGGGCUGCUCGUGCCAGCCCUGAAGAAGGUUCAGAUGCAAGUCCACCCUAAGCUGUCAUCUACUGAAGAUGCUUUGCAGUAUGUUGAGGAGUUAAUACUGCAGUUGCUGAACAUGUUAUGCCAAGCUCAGCCAAGAAGCUUCCUGGAUGUAGAGGAUCGUGUACAAAAAAGCUUUCCCCAUCCUAUUGAUAAGUGGGCAAUAGCUGAUGCACAGUCUGCAAUUGAAAAGAGGAAGCGAAGAAAUCCAUUAUUUCUCCCAGUAGAAAAAAUUCACCCAUUGUUAAAAGAAGUUCUGGGCUAUAAAGUUGACCACCAAGUAUCUGUUUACAUAGUGGCAGUAUUAGAAUACAUUUCUGCAGAUAUCUUAAAGUUGGUUGGGAACUAUGUACGGAAUAUUAGACAUGAUGAAAUUACAAAGCAAGACAUCAAGGUGGCAAUGUGUGCUGAUAAGGUGUUGAUGGAUAUGUUCCAUCAGGAUGUAGAGGAUAUUAGUACGCUGACUUUAUCUGAUGAAGAGCCCUCUACUUCUGGAGAACAAACCUACUAUGAUCUUGUAAAGUCAUUCAUGGCAGAGGUUCGACAAUAUAUAAGAGAACUAAAUCUUGUAAUAAAAGUUUUUAGAGAACCUUUUAUUACCAACCCUAAGCUGUUUUCAGGUCAUGAUGUAGAAAAUAUAUUCAGUCGAAUAUCAGAUAUUCAUGAACUUAGUGUGAAGUUGUUGGGCCAUAUUGAAGACACAGUAGAAAUGACAGAUGAAGGUAGUCCCCAUCCCUUAGUUGGAAGCUGUUUUGAAGAUUUAGCUGAGGAGCUAGCAUUUGAUCCUUAUGAAUCAUACACUCAAGAUAUUUUGCGGACUGGUUUUCAUGACCAUUUUCUUAGCCUACUGUCAAAGCCUGGUGCAGCAUUCUAUUUACAGUCAAUAGGAGAUGGUUUUAAAGAAGCUGUUCAGUAUGUUUUACCCAGGCUGCUUCUAGUUCCUGUUUACCAUUGCCUUCACUAUUUUGAACUUUUAAAGCAAUUAGAAGAGAAAAGCAAAGAUCAAGAGGACAAAGAGUGUUUGAAGCAAGCAAUUACAGCCCUACUUAAUCUUCAGAGUAGUAUGGAAAGGAUAUGCUCAAAAAGUCUUGCAAAGAGAAGACUUAGUGAAUCUGCAUGCCGGUUCUAUAGUCAACAAAUGAAGGGAAAGCAGCUAGCGAUCAAGAAAAUGAACGAGAUCCAGAAGAACAUUGAUGGUUGGGAGGGUAAAGAUAUAGGACAGUGCUGCAAUGAAUUUAUAAUGGAGGGGACUCUCACACGUGUGGGUGCCAAGCAUGAAAGACAUAUAUUUCUCUUUGAUGGUUUAAUGAUUUGUUGUAAAUCAAAUCAUGGCCAGCCAAGAUUGCCUGGUGCUAGCAAUGCAGAAUAUCGUCUGAAAGAAAAGUUUCUCAUGCGGAAGGUACAGAUCAAUGAUAAAGAUGACACUAAUGAGUACAAGCAUGCCUUUGAAAUAAUUUUGAAAGAUGAGAACAGUGUUAUAUUUGCUGCAAAAUCGGCAGAAGAGAAAAACAACUGGAUGGCAGCCUUGAUCUCUUUACAGUAUAGAAGCACCCUGGAGCGAAUGUUAGAUGUAACAAUGCUACAAGAAGAGAAGGAGGAACAGAUGAGAUUUCCAAGUCCUGAGCUUUAUAGGUUUGCAGAACCUGAUUCUGAAGAGAAUAUUGUUUUUGAAGAAAACAUGCAGCCCAAAUCUGGAAUUCCUAUUAUCAAGGCAGGCACUGUUGUCAAACUCAUUGAGAGACUUACAUACCAUAUGUAUGCUGAUCCCAACUUUGUUCGAACAUUUCUUACAACAUAUAGAUCUUUUUGCAAGCCUCAGGAAUUACUGAGUCUCCUGAUAGAACGAUUUGAAAUUCCAGAACCUGAACCAACAGAAGCAGACCGCAUAGCUAUGGAGAAUGGAGAUCAACCUCUUAGCGCAGAGCUAAAAAGAUUUAGGAAGGAAUAUAUACAACCUGUACAGCUGCGAGUUCUAAAUGUAUGCCGGCACUGGGUGGAGCAUCACUUCUAUGAUUUUGAGAGAGAUGUAGAUUUACUGCAACGGUUGGAAGAAUUCAUUGGCACUGUCAGAGGUAAAGCUAUGAAGAAAUGGGUUGAGUCAAUUACAAAGAUAAUCCAUAGGAAAAAGCAAGCACAAGCAAUUGGGCCAAGUCACAAUAUUACUUUUGAAAGCUCACCACCUCCAAUUGAGUGGCAUAUUAGCAAGCCAGGACACAUUGAAACAUUUGACCUGCUUACGUUGCAUCCAAUAGAAAUUGCUCGACAGCUCACAUUACUUGAAUCUGAACUUUACAGAGCUGUGCAACCAUCAGAGCUGGUUGGAAGUGUAUGGACAAAAGAAGAUAAGGAAAUCAAUUCUCCUAACCUGCUCAAGAUGAUACGACAUACCACAAAUCUUACUUUGUGGUUUGAAAAAUGCAUUAUAGAAACAGAAAACCUAGAGGAAAGAGUAAUCGUAGUAUGCCGGAUAAUUGAAAUCUUGCAAGUUUUCCAAGAACUAAACAAUUUUAAUGGUGUUCUUGAAGUUGUCAGUGCUAUGAACUCUGCACCUAUUUACAGACUGGAUCAUACCUUUGAGCAAAUCCCAAGCCGCCAGAAAAAGAUUUUUGAAGAAGCUCAUGAACUGAGUGAAGACCAUCAUAAGAAAUACUUGGCAAAACUCAGGUCUAUUAAUCCUCCAUGUGUGCCUUUUUUUGGAAUUUAUUUAACAAACAUCUUGAAAACGGAAGAAGGCAAUCCUGAAUUUCUCAAACGACACGGGAAAGAACUUAUCAAUUUCAGUAAGCGGAGGAAGGUGGCUGAAAUAACAGGGGAGAUCCAACAGUACCAAAACCAGCCAUACUGCCUAAGAGGAGAAGCUGAUAUCAGAAAAUUUUUUGAAAAUCUGAAUCCAAUGGGAAAUAGCAUGGAAAAAGAGUUUGCAGAUUAUCUGUUCAACAAGUCUCUAGAAAUAGAGCCACGUAACGUCAAGCCACCCCCAAGAUUUCCCAAAAAGUAUACCUAUUCUCUCAAAUCUCCGGGUGUUCGUCCAUCAAACCCAAGACCAGGCACCAUGAGACACCCUACACCUCUGCAACAGGAGCCAAGAAAAAUCAGUUACAGUCGUGUCCCUGAGAGUGAAACAGAAAGUGCUGCUUCUGCGCCAAACUCUCCAAGAACACCUCUCACCCCACCUCCACCAUCGUCCACUUCCAGCACCACAGAUGUCUGCAGUGUCUUUGACUCUGAUCCCUCCACCCCUUUUCAUUCAAGGUCAGCUUCUGUGUCUUCCAUAACUUUUCCAAAAAGCUCAGAUGAAAUUACCGUUCCCCCUCCUAUUCCUCCCCGGAGACGUCCAGAAUCUGCUCCUGCUGAAUCUUCUCCUUCAAAGAUUUCUUCUGCACAUCUGGACAGCCCACCAGCAAUCCCUCCUCGGCAGCCGACAUCAAAAAUCUAUUCACCGAGAUACUCGGUGCCAGACAGGACCUCCAUCUCUGACCCCCCAGAAAGCCCACCUGUAUUGCCACCUCGAGAACCUGUACGAACUCCUGAUGUUUUCUCUAGUUCACCUCUCCAUCUCCAGCCACCACCCUUAGGCAGAAAAAGUGAACUGGGCAACACUUUCUUUCCCAACAGUCCUUCUCCAUUUACUCCGCCUCCCCCCCAGACGCCUUCUCCUCACGUUGUCCGGAGGCAUUUGCCAUCACCUCCUUUGAUACCCCAAGAUACGGACCUCCAUUCUGUUGCUGGGCCACCUGUUCCUCCUCGGCAAAGCACUUCUCAACAUAUCCCAAAGCUUCCUCCAAAAACUUACAAAAGGGAGCCCCCGCAUCCAUUGAUGCAUCGUGAUGGACCCCCUUUGCUGGAGAACGCCCACUCCACCUGAAUUCUCCCUUGUGCUCGAGAGAGAAGGCUUUCCCUGGUGCCAUGUCUGUUGCUGGCAAUAGAUGCACUGUACCUUGUGGGCACCAAGGAGUUGAGCUGUGUUGCUCCUAACACUAAAGACUCUACGUUUGAUAUUUGGUGUACAAGAAGAAGAAGAAAGAAUCUUAAUAACAGGCCCCUUAUCGUGAAUAAACUGUUGCUGUUUGUUAGUAUAGUAUGCAGGGCCCUGUUCUAAAGUCAGUGGACACCUGAAUGUACCAGAAAUCAGAUUUGCAGAUCUCUUUGGGCCAAUAAGCAGACAUUGUGCUUUGUGUAACGUCCUGUGAGGGAUAAAAUGCAUAGUCCUGUAUUCAUCUGUCCACCAUGAUGUAAGUUCUUGGAGUAAAAAUAUUAUGCACUUUUUAAAAAAAGAAUCUCAAACAGGGAACUUGAUAGGCUUCUUAAUUUUCUUUUGUUUUAUUCCCUGCUUUCAAAUCAUGAACUGGACUGUGAGGAAGAUCUGUGGUACUGAACUGAACCAACAUAGAGCUAAGACAUAGCACCGUACUGCAGUCCUGUUUACAAACUGUUACUAGUAAAUACAUGGGUACCUAGGCUUCACCAAAGAGGUACUUUCCUCCUCCUUUAUGAAUAUUAUGGUGCCAGUUCAAAAAGAAUUUUUUGCCAGUAAACAGAAUGCCUAACUUUUAACCGCCUUUAAACAAAUGAGAUUUAAGUCUUAUAUGAAUGACACCAAUGAUGCAAACUGCAAAACAAUGCUAUUGUCAGAGUUGAAUCUGUUUCUCCAUUUAGAAGACUGUUAAAUCUAGACUAGGUUAGGUCUUCAUUUUAAGGUUUACUGAUAACCCACUUAAUGGCUGGUAGUGCAACAUCUUUGAGACUAUGCCAUGAAAAUGCAAAAGAUGAUCCGCUGGCCAUAUUCCCUAGUUAUCACCAUGUUUUAACUAGCAGUAGGUAGAUGAAUAAUCAGCACCCAUAGAAUUGCCUUGUAGUUGCAUAAAUAAAUCAUAUGUAUAUAGUGAAUGUUGCAUAAAUAUACUUGCAAAUUGUUUUUAAUUUAAUUGAAAUAAAGAUACAGAUAUUU